Molecule: messenger RNA, 750 nt
Organism: Miscanthus lutarioriparius
Lineage: Eukaryota; Viridiplantae; Streptophyta; Magnoliopsida; Poales; Poaceae
Source: the annotation of a GenBank genome assembly
AUGCCGACCGGCGAGACGCUAGCGGAAGCGACUCCAUCACCAGAGCCGCCGCCGACGCUGACACGGACGGCGACAGCCUCGUCCUCCCCAGCGUCGACCCACCGACACCGACACCGACACCGACGCCACCGCACCUUCUCAUCCUCGUCCUCCUCGUCGUCCCUCUCCACGGUGUCCUCGGCGGCAUCCUCGCCGUCGCCGUCCCCGCGCGGCCGCGGCAGCACCACCAGCACCACCUCCGUGCCCUUCUCCUGGGAGCACCACCCGGGCAUCCCCAAGACGCGCCUUACCCCAGCCAGCACGCCCUCCUCCUCCUCCGCGCCGACGCCACUCCCGCUCCCGCCGCCGCUGCGGGCGCCGACGACGACGUCAAGGCCGCGCCACCACCAUCACGCCCGGCGGCGGCGCGCCAGCGGCAAGCCGCGGCCGCCGGCCGACGACUCGGCGGACCCCUUCGCCGUGGCGCUCGCGGAGUGCACCAGGGAGCGCGGCGGCGGCACGGGACCGGACGACGCCGGGCUCAUGGACGCGCUCUUCCCCGCGCGGGCGCCGCCAGCGCCCACCACCCGGCGGUGGUCGUCCAUCGCGUCCACCAGCGUGGUCGUCGGGCUCCUGGACCUGUACGGCUGCAAGAGCGCCAUGGGCAUGGGCGGCGUCGCGGAGGGCGCCUUCGUCGUGCGCCGCCCGGUGGCGGUGGUCCGCGCCGUGCCAGCUGGCCGCGCGGGACCGGGCCGGGCCGGGCGCAGAUGA